Molecule: messenger RNA, 495 nt
Organism: Lathyrus oleraceus (garden pea)
Lineage: Eukaryota; Viridiplantae; Streptophyta; Magnoliopsida; Fabales; Fabaceae
Exons: 1
Coding region: 1-495 (164 amino acids)
Source: RefSeq, a predicted model, not a curated record
AUGACAAAAGAUAUAUGGGAUUCCAUGUGUAGAAAAUAUCAAGGCUUUAUGAAGGUGAAUAAGGCUCAGUUGCAGACUCUACGUCGUGAAUUUGAGGUCAUAUGCAUGAAGAACAAUGAAACGGUUGAUGAAUACUUCACAAGAACCUUGGUUGUUGCUAACAAGAUGACUGCUCAAGGUGAAAAUUUGGAGCAAACCGCAAUUGUUGAGAAAGUUUUGAGAUCAAUGACCAUGAAAUUUAACUAUGUGGUGUGCUCUAUAAAGGAAUCGAAUGAUGUUACAACCCUCUUUGUUGAUGAACUUCAGAGUAGCCUCUUUGUUCAUGAACAGAGAAUGAAGAUCAAUCAAGAAAAGGAAGAGGAACAAGCUCUCAAGAUUGCAAACUAUGGUUUAGGCAGCAACGCUAGUAGAGGAAGAGGGUGUGGUGGCUAUCGUGAACGUGCAAAGGAAGACUCAGCAGAUAUCAUAUUCAAUGUUACAAAUGUCACAAGAUAG